AUGCGCCGAACAAAUAGCAAGUCGCUGGAGCCUCAGGAAGAAGUAGAAAGGACUGGCCCAUCAACGUGGUCUUCUGAAGAUAGAAUGCUGGUGGUUGCACGUUUGCACGAUCUAGAGGUGGUAAACCAGCGGCUCGCAGCAGAACGAAACCAACUACAACGUCAGUUGAAUCAUGUUCUUCAUCGUCUCGCCUCAGAUCGAUUUUCAGAGGGAGUGUCUAGCCUGCAGGAACUAACACAUGCCGUCCGCUUCCUCCUCGGACCACGCAUCUCAGAUCCCUCCGGAGGUGACGAAGCCACUGCCGCGGAGACAUCAACUGUGCCAGCACCUCUGGCUUCAGGCGAGUCCAUCAAUCUCCUUUCCAGUUUUAUGGAGUCAAAUGGCCGCUUUAGUGCUGUCGAAUAUUCAAGCCUAUCGGAUGCAUUCGAGGAACUUAAUUUAAGGCAGGACCCUGUAAGUCAAGUCAGUCUUGGCAUAUCCACUCAGAACGGCUCGAGUCCAAGUGCCUCUGUAAUUACCGACAUUCCAGACAACUCCGUUGGGGGAAGUACACCGAUGAGAGCGAGCCGCACCAGCUUUCCUACAGUAAUUUAUGACUCUUCGGAUGAAGGUGCCAAGGAAGUCAGCGAUUUCGGUCCAGCUGGCAUGCUUGUCUCGGGCACUGUGCUUGACACUGUUGCCUCGUCGUCAACUCAUCCCAACGACAUUCACACAACCUACGUUGCAGAACUGCCCUCUUCCUCAUCCUCCCCGUCCCUGUCAUAUGAACGUGAAUCUGAUAAGUGGAGAUCCCUGUACGUAUGUAUCCCUCCAUCUACCUCAUACUCCCUCAGUUGCUCCACGUCCUUGUCCCCUUCACCGGACUCCUCUCCAUCCCCCCACGGGCGUCGGAUUUCAGUUCAGCCUCACUCUCCAGUAUCGCGGCGACCUUUCCUCACCUCAUCGUUGCCCACUUCCCCCCGGAGACUGACCUCUCGGCGAUCUCUGGUGCGGUGCAUUGAAGAUGCACAAAAGUCCGCGACAAAGUGGCUUUACGCGGAGCGAAACAACACUCACGACACCCCACCGGAUGGCGAAGAGGGCGUUCCACGAAUCAGGGCAGCAUUGACGCCCUCGGAGCCCCUCCUCUCUCCCCAAGACGGAAGCUAUAGAGGGGACCUUGGAACCAAACCGUCAGCUGCAUCCACCGGCCCUGGCCGUCCGCCCAAUCCCGAAGCCCGAGAUCCGCUUCGCUUAGCAAAGCCAGCAAGGACACGUCGAGUAAGGACGCGUUCACACUUAACUACUGCCUCGGCAGACAUUCGCUCCGCAGGAGAGCCACAAUCUGCUCGGACGAUUCGCCGUCCCGUUCUUAUCAGGUCCAUCAAAAAGAGCACACAAACUGCACGCGUCAGGGUGGGCACUUCCGAGGACUUCCUAAAUGAUUUUUUCUCCUGUGGCUGUCCAGACGAUGACUACACCUCGGACACGUUUGUCCUCGCGCGUGCAGCUGCCGUGUCUCGUGAGUUCAGUCGCCUUUUUUCCAGUCUCAGCGCCUACACCUGUGUCAGGAAACACUGCUCAGCAGUAGAGAACCUGCCAGCUGAUGAAGUGCAGGUUAAUAUUGAUCAGAUCGCCCAACUCCGUCGCCUCACUGACGCACAGCAUCAGUUUGAACGUCUCUGUAGGGAGGAGACCUCCUCCGCCUCCUCCUCCGACGCGAGGUCCACCGUCUUCAUCGUCAAGUCCUCCGCCCAACCAUCGAAACGAGACACAAGUCGCCACCGGCAGCAACCGCAGCUAUCUGCUACCACCGUCGACGAGUCACGUGCUGCCUCCUCUACAUCCACCGAGUACUACUCACCGCCUAUGGAAGAGAGCAUAAAUCAGGAGGAUCCCAGCAUUGCUCACCAUGGACGGUUGACGACCGGCUUGCCUAAGGGAGCUUUGAAGAAGCAGGAGGUACGGGAGCUCACCGUUGCGCCGACCACGCAUGCCGGAAAGCUGGCAAGACUGAGCGGACGGUUCAAGGUCUGGCAGACCUUUUGGUGUGUUUUGGUGAAUAAGAGCCUUCUCUUCUACAGGGGUGAGUCCGAGGUCGAUCAGUGGCCGCGAAAGUGCAUUGACCUUGCGGAGGUGCGCUCUGUUGAGGGUUUAACUUUGAGCCGAACUGGUAAAUCCUCGGGGAGGGGUGUUUCACCUAGGGGGAUUAAAAGGACUGCACUUAAUGCCUCCUUCAAUGUAACCCUACGGUCCGGACGAGUGUACACACUAAGAGGUCCCUCUAUGGAGGCAUCAUCAAGCUGGGAGUCCAGUAUCAGACGAGCAUUGCGGCGUAUUCAGGCCGAACACAUCUUCAGGCUAUACAGCGCCCAGCUGGUUAUCAGUGGUUGGCUACACCGCUACCGAAGGGGUCAGUCGCACCGGGUCUGGUGCAUGUUAAUGGGCACCUUCCUUGUCUAUUCCCUCGAACCCAGGGGCAUUGCACUGACAGGGUACAGAGACCUGAGCCUCACUUAUCUGCGUUGUCCUUUCAAAGAAAUGACCUCAUCCGCACCCACCGUGAUGCACGGUGAGCCGUCAACGAGACAGUGCCAUUCCGCUGACGCCAACAAACGGCGUUCCUUCGCCAUGCAUCAGAGCUACGAAUCCUCAGACUCUGAAUCGGACACCGGUAUUGAGACUAAUGAGGUUAAUAGCAGAACUCUGGCGCUCUGGGCUCCAAAUCGCGACCCUGUCUAUCUGGUCUGCAACACUGACGCAGACUUCGAGCGCUGGAGGCACCACCUCAGUAGGGCCUGUUGGUUCUCAACUUGCACACAAUCCUGUGCAAAAGAACCGGAAGCAAGAUUUCUGCAGCUCUGGGGACAAUUAGUACACCCGGCCUAUGUCCAGCGUCGAUGGCACAGCGCCGAACCAAUCAGCACGCCUCUGUCACGCGUCGUCAUUUCUGAGCCCCUCUUUGAGAGGUCAGCGGUCAGUCUGUCGGAGAAGCUUUCGAGUCUGGCGAACCUCUCCAGAUGCCUGAUGCCUGCAGAGCUGGAAGGCAAAUCGGCCGCUGUGGCGCCAAGCAAAACCACGGCCGCACUUCGACUCCAGACUAACACAAAUAAGGCAAUUUUGGUGAAGUCUUUGGCUCAAAUGUGCUACGAUAACACAGCCCUCAAGGAUGAGCUAUAUCUACAAUUGAUGAAGCAGGCAACACCUCCUAGUACUAUAUUGCGAACCCUGACGGAUGUCAGUGCGAUGCGCACAGUACCUACUAGACGUCGGAUGCGCAUGAUGGAAUUACUCUGCGGCAGUGGAGGACACCAACACAGGGAGGACUGGCCUGGCACCCGUCGUCGGGUGAUAUCGGCGACCAGGCCAUCGGAAGAGGGGGGCGUAGGAUGUAAUCCUGUUGAUUUACGUGCAUCAGAGCUCUCAAAACAGCCCCCACCACCCAAACAGACACAGAGGACUUUGAGCAUAACCACCAUGUGGGAAUGUAUAUCCAUCUUCACUACCCUAUUUCUUCCCUCUCCACCCGUGCUAGCCUGUCUCCAGGCCUUCCUCGCGCAGUUCACUUCGAGAUUCGAGGCCAGUCCGUCAUCCACCGCUGCUGCCGGUGGUGGUAAUGGAGCAGGAACGUCCUCGAGCAGAACGAAGGGCAUUACCUCCUCCAGCCGACGAGAUCGAGGCUCCUCAUCGCGCCAGCUCAUCCUGGAAUUGUGUCGUUUUGCCGCCUUUUGUAGUGACAUGCUUCUGCGUUGUCGCAUCCGAGGCGGUCGCAGGGUGACGCCCUCCUACUACGAAGUCGUGGCCAUCUCCCUGCGUAACCCCUACACUCACUGUCUUCCCUUCAGCCUGCCCAUCCGUCUUCAUUUGCCCAGCGGCUACCAGGUCGUCAGCUUCGAUGGAACCAUGAAGAUUAGUCAGCUGAUUGCUAGCGUUGUUGAGAGUCUGGGCAUUGGUGAAGCGGUUGCAAAGAGACGCUGUCUCUGCGGCAUCUUCUGUCAGAUUACUGGCAGUGCGCGUCCGUCCGGAGGAGCGGCAAGAUUUAAACUUCUCUACCUUGAACCCCUUUGGAAUAUCUGUGAUGUGAUUUCGCUGUACGAAGAGGCUCUGAGCAAAUCAAAUCCUGGAGUCGCUCUCAGCCUGGAAGACAUGAGUAUCGAUUUGGUCUUUAUGGUGCAAGCGGUUGGAAAGGGUAUGACAGAGUUGCCAGCACAGGGUGUUGAUGCUGCUGGUGUUGAUAGUUCCGCUGACAGAGUUAUAGAUAUGGUGGCGCAUCAGCUACACAGCGACAUUUGUUCUGGCCGACUAAAUCUCAUUCUUCGUGGUGCCCACUACCUGGAGCUAACAGCACUCAUGUGUCGGUGGGAUCACUGUGACUAUGCGGAGCUUCAGCGUCGACAGGAGACCAACCUUACCCUUCUGGUGCAUCGAUACUUCCCCCGCAAAUGUAUCAGCACUUGGAGCAGCGGAGGUGAGGACGAUCAAGCCCUCAUUGAGUUAAAACUCCUCCUGCUGAAUCGAUGGACUAAGCUGAGUCAGGAAACUACCGCGGGCGGCGAACAGCCUUCAGAGGCAGCUAGCGAAACCACUCCUUCGGGGCGAGCUCUGCCGCGAGCGUCACAGGCCUUUGUGCGAACUCUCUGGAAGCUGCAUCCAGCUGCGGCCUGCGUGAGACAGUUUGCCUGUCAAAUGCUCAACUGUGAGGGUGUGCCAUCCACCGAGACGGUCUGGUUAGCGCCAAGUCACGAAAGGAUCAGUUUCCUACGGGUCUACACAUUUGAUAGCACUGUGACACGCCUGAUUUGCGCGGGCUACACCACCAAGGAGUCUGCCGGUCUGGUCUCUGGGCUGGCUUGUUUCAGGCAAAUUCCAAUGGCGAAUUUAAUCUCCUUUGGCAUCCAGAGGACGGGGCUCUUUUUUCUGGUCUUUGCGGAGACUCAUCGACAAGACAAGCAGCAGCCGCCUCUGCGCCGGUAUCAAGAAAAGCCCCCACGGGCGCAACAGCCGCAGGAGGGUACCGACAGCUUCUCCUACUCGGGUCCAGAGGAUGGAGGUGCCGGAGAGGUCUCGCAGGAGCGUCUCGUCUUCAGACCGAAGUCAAGUAGCGCUUCGAGAAGAGAGAGUCGGCGUCGGGAUUGGUGGAGUCGGGGGGCACAAAAACGUUUGGAGAAAUUGCUACUCUUCAUUCCCGACCUUUGUACAGUGAACGAGUUGUGCCACGUACUCACCUUCUUCCUGGAGACUGCUUAA
Spirometra erinaceieuropaei is the source of this 5226-nucleotide messenger RNA. The record is from the annotation of a GenBank genome assembly. Lineage: Eukaryota; Metazoa; Platyhelminthes; Cestoda; Diphyllobothriidea; Diphyllobothriidae.